Messenger RNA from Actinia tenebrosa (Australian red waratah sea anemone), 4597 nucleotides. RefSeq lists its product as uncharacterized. NCBI's taxonomy places the organism in Eukaryota, Metazoa, Cnidaria, Anthozoa, Actiniaria, Actiniidae. The record is from RefSeq and is a predicted model, not a curated record.
UGUUACCAGUCAACAAGUCAUGUUAGCAACAGUACAGUAGUAUUAUAUCGUUAUAUCUAGUGAUAUAGACAUGGAUUUUGCACCUUGAUCACGGACAAUACAAUAUGUUAGAGAUCGAUAGGUAUAAAGCACGAGGCGAUGCUCCCGCUCAAGAUAUAUUACGAUCGAAUUCACACGCACGAGCCAUCAGGAAAGCAGCCGAGACGCAUAAAGAGUUGGAGAGAAUAAAAGAACGCGUGAUCAGGACCUUGGAUACGUAUGAUCUAAGCGAGAAACUCUCAGCUGGAGUAGACAAGACUCAAGUAGAUCGCAUAACUGAUGAGUUUAUUCGCGAACAAGCGAACUUGGAAUUUAUAGACGACAUGACACAAUUAAUGGUAAUUUUGAGUGACCCCGUAGCAAAGAGAAAGUAUCAACAGCAAGUUACUGUAUUUAUUGUUGGGUUUGAGAACCUCUGUGGUAGAAGAGCAAAGUUACUGGCUCAACUCAAUGAAUUCUUCAUCCAGAAUAUUUCUGAAGAUGAUAAAUUUGAACUGGAACCUCCUGAAUUUGACUUGGACAUUGUUGAAACAGAAGUCAGAGAAGCAUUGGUUCGGGCAGAGAAAGUAACAGAACGUUUGGCCAAUGUAUCGAAGGAUGUAAUGAAAGCCUUGGAACUGGCCAAUCCCAAGGAAACGAAAAAGGGGAAAAAGAAACUAGAGAAAGCACUCCAUCAAUCUCACCAAGACAUCUUGUCUCUGACUGAAAAAUUGCUUAAAGUUCAAAGUGAACUUGAUCAGAAUGAAGGUAAAAUGAGUCAAGUCUACAAGUCAAUGGAAAUGAAGCAAGUAGAAAUCGAAAGAUUAAAAGUUCAAGCUGACAAUGCUAAGAAAUACGCCGAAGAGAUCAAUGAAAUGAAAACUGAACUUUCCGGGAAAGAUAGAGAAAUUCAAGCGCUUACAAAAGUGACUAAUGAAUUGGAACUGAACAUCGCUCAAUUAGAGGACAAGCACGAGAGAGAUUAUGACAGACAUAAGAAACUAAGAGAUGAAAACGAGGAACUUAAAAGAGAAUACGAAGGAAAGCUGCAAGACCAACAGCACUUCAUAGACUCUAUUCAAUCAGAUUUGAAGCAGCAUUACGAUGCUGAGGUGAAAAAGCUGAGAAGCGAACAAGAGUUGGCAUUGUACUACCUUCKUCAAGACCAUGAAACUCAAAUAAAGAGAAAAGAACGAGUUAUAGAAACGACAAAAAAGAAAAACGAAGAGCUGAGAGCAAGAGCAGAAUCUACAGAAUCUAGUCCACGGAACUCUCAGCACCCAGGGAGUCCACAGGGCAAAUUAAUCAGCUCACCAUUUUCUCCUGACAGCAGUGAAGGCGAAGGGGUAUUCAGUAGGUUGUCAUUAAAAUCAUCGGCUCAAAGUAUACGAAUGAUGUUACGCAAGAGUGGGACAGAAAUCAGUUCGCCUCAAGAAUCCGAAACACAGUCACCUUCAUUCGAUCAAUCGAAGGAAAAUGCGCCACCAUCAUCACGCAGCGAAUCUUUAAAAACAGAGAAAACUUYAAGUGAUUUGAAUGAUAAAACAAAGCAGACACCCGAUGAGAGAUCAGUCAGUGUCAAAUCUGGCCGUAGAUCGAAAUCUCCACAGAAAACUGUACAAGUGAAAACCCCAGAAGAACAAAAGGCUGAGGAGGAGAUAAAGGAAAUGGUCGUGGAAAAAGAUGAGAGUGUUGAUAGAAAAGACGCUUCUAUUCAAAGUGACACUGAAGACCAACCUCAAGAGACUGUCAAGCCAAAGUCCAUUCUACGAAAAACAUCAACCCUUCAGGUGGUACAAGAACAGGAGUUGGACACCGAAGAAGACAAGGAUGUCGACUGGGCCACCCUACCACCUGAAGACCUACUAGCCCAUGCUGAACUACAAAAAACGAAGAGAUUGAAAACGAAAGAAAAGCUGGAAAAAGAGUUGUCUGAAUGGAAAACCAAGUAUCUAAAGAAGACUGAUGCACUCAGACAAGAAAUAGCCGAAGCAGAAGGAAGACACAUUGGAGAAAAAGAAGGUUUACUAAAACAGGUGAAGGAAGCAGAAAGCAAUAAGGAACAAGCGGAAAAAGAGGCGGAACAAGCCAUGCUUCAGUUGGAAGAAAUAUUAGCAGAACAAGAAGAGAUGCGCCGUACGCACGAAAAAUCAAUACAAGAUCGACGUGAAGAACAGACCAUGACAGGACUAUCGUUGAGAAGCAGACAGAGUGUGGAAAAGAGAGAAAGAGAUACCAUGACAGGAAUAUCACUAGAUGGAAAACAGUCAUUGCAGUCAGAUAGUCAUCACUCAUUGGUCAGUCGUGGCGUUAGUCCACUUCCUAUCAUGGAAUCCAGUACACAAGAGGAAACCGAAGAUCACGUGGAGUACCGAGGUGUUAGUCCACGUGACAGUGGCUUCGAAGGCGCUGGAUCGAGUGUUAAAUUUGAUUCCAGGCCUGUAUCAGGAUCAAGCAAUGUUAAUGUUUUAUCGCCGCAAAUGGAGAGAGAAGAAGAGAGCGUGGUUCCUGUUCUUGGAUCUCGUUCCUCUACCCUUACAGCCCCAACGAGACAAGUGCUUAUGAGUGCGCGUGCUCGGCGUAGACUCGUCAACUCGGCUCUUCGUGAUCAUCCAGUUGCUUCGGAAACCCUUCGUAUCUACGAAGCUGUACAGCGAUUUAAAGGGAACAUUACCACGUGGCUUGAGAAGCAGGGGCUGUUUGUGGAAGUCAGUGAAUUGACGAACUUCGAAACGAGUGAUGUCGACAAGGGUGAUUUAACAGGCGUCAUUGAAAGACUUCCUGAAAUACGAUACAGUAUAAGUCAGGUCUUAGACAAAGUGCACAGUAUCGUAUCUACACAGAACGUGUCACGUGACCUUAAGUCACGUGCUGGAAGUACAACCUGUGGGUCUYCUGCAGGACAGGACACACCCGAAGCUAAAGACGAACAACCAAUGGAAUCUAAUUACAGUAAACUCUUAAAGGAAUACAACGACCUUGCUGAGGGAUAUGAAAAGCUGAAGACACAUUUUGACCAAGAAAUUAAAUUUCACCAAGAACAGACAAGCCAGAACGCUAYAGUAAUGGCUGACAUGCAAGAUACGAUAACGAGUCUUAAACAACAGCUAAAUGAUGCUUUGGCAGGACGAUCAAUAUCACCAGGGAGGGCAAGCUCUUCUAUAAUGUUUUCACGCCUUGACGCAGAAAGAAACGCAAAGAUUCUAAAACGAGCGAUCAAUGAAAACCGCACCACUAACAAUGACGUAACACAAGCAUUUGAUCACAUGUCUGAUUACGUCAGCUUACCUGCAAAACGAUUGGCUGCUAUUGUAGAGCGGUAUACGCACCAUCAUGCCAUGCAGAAAAUAGAGGAAAAGCUGAAGAACAACAGUGAAAAAUUAGAUGAAGAAGUCCUCCAUACUUUAGAAAAAAUGGAAAUUCUGCAAAAUGAACGAGCAAGGAGAUGGGGAGAGAAAAUGGAUGAUUUGGCCGAGAGACGAGAGCGCUUGGCUCAGCUGAUGAUGGAGACUUUUGAAAGGCUAGAAAACGAUACAGGAAUCUUCCUGAUAAAACCUGUGUUGUCAUACAAGUCCAGGUUUGAUCCACUUGGAGGGUACUUGGUGAGUAAAAAUAAACCAGUGUCUAUAAACCAGCCACUUAGUACAGUAACACCAGCACCAACCCCAUGGCUGACCAACGGUAUGAAGUCAUCCAUGACCAACAUUCACCAUGAACUUUCCCAUGGAAGCAAAUCUACGUCAUCCAUCCCACAAUUGACAGAACUUGAACAUGGCGUUAUGGACAUGGACGUCACGCAACCAUUCAAAGACACUGACGAGACAUAUCAGGGGCAAACAUGGCAGAUUUCCAAAUCCCAAGUUCAAGGAAGCCCACAGUCUAAUGUUGGCCUUACUGCACCUCGUAUCCUGGAGCUUGAUGUAAAUCGCAUGAUGGUCGGACAAACACAAGUCAGCACGGGUUUUGUUGGAAAUAAAACAAAUGUUCCUACUUCGUUGAUAAGAAGUUACGUGACAGUUGAACGACCCUCAGGAAGCAAACAUGUCAAGAAGGCAAAGAAAACAACGGACCCAGAUCACUCAUUCGAUCCCAUGGUGCCCCACUUGCGCAACAGCCCAUCGACCAUGCGGUAUUCUCCCUUACCUCCAAUACGCAUGCCUGAACUAAGACAAGAGUCACGCUCCAGCAAAUCGUUACGAAGCUACCCUGAUAGCGAGUCUGUGACGCAGUCGGUACCAGGCAGUCCUGACUACAAUGAUCGGCUCGGUCAAAUGAGUCCGAGUAGAGCAGCAACUGACGAGAGACUGAUUCUUUCACCGGAUGUUGUACCAGUCAAAUAGYGAUGAACAAUGAAAAUACCAAUGUAUAGUAAAUAAUAAAGAUGUACAUAUCUUUAAUGAAUCUGUAAGCGGACAUUUCAUCGUGUUUGAUAUAAAAUAUGAGAAGUUAGACUUCGAAAAACUGACCUGAGAUACGUAUACAGGAUGGAUAAAGUAUAGAACAAUUUACGAAAACAGGAGUAAAAUAAAGUCGGUCCUGAUAGGGGAAUUGUGCCCUGGGCCUUGAAAAUCGACAAAGA